This is a messenger RNA of Nematolebias whitei (Rio pearlfish), 855 nucleotides long. It is a transcript of the gene fez2b, whose product is annotated as fasciculation and elongation protein zeta 2b. The record is from RefSeq and is a predicted model, not a curated record. Gene Ontology annotation, cellular component: cytoplasm; axon. NCBI's taxonomy places the organism in Eukaryota, Metazoa, Chordata, Actinopteri, Cyprinodontiformes, Rivulidae.
CACGGCAGCGGGGGCACUGACUGGCUGCAGAAGCAGGCUCCAAAGGCAGUCAUGGCGGCGCCGUUAGCCCACUUCGAUGAGGACUGGCAGGAUUUUAACGAAUUCAAGCCGUCCUCGGAGUCAGCCGAACAGCUGGACCAGCUGAAUUCGAAUGUGGGCGAUCCAUCGGGCCUAGACGACUUGUCCGACCUGGACAACAGUUUCUCGGGGGAGAUCUGCAGCUUCAAGUCGAUGGAGGACCUGGUCCACGACUUCGACGAAAAGCUGACAGUGUGUUUCCGAAACUACAACACUACGACAGAAAACAUAGCUCCCGUUAAACCCAUCACGGAGGAUAACUUCUUAAAAGACGACGAGGUGUGGAACGCUCUGACUAACAACUACGGCAACGUGAUGCCUGUGGACUGGAAGACUUCUUACACUCGCUCCCUGCACCUGCCUGCCCUCAAACUCACUGAGCACGAGGGACAGAACGUGGACAACCAGUCGUUAGAUCUGUCAGAUGACGACGAGGAGCUGAGGGAACAAUUGGACAUGCACUCGAUCAUCGUGUCGUGCAUCAACGACGAGCCCCUCUUCACUGCUGAACAGGUCAUUGAGGAAAUAGAAGAGAUGAUGCAGGAGUCUCCCGACGACGACGAGAGUCCCUCGCAGUCCGACUUGUCCGUGUUGUCUCAGGACCUCGGUGCUUUGAAACGCUCCGGCUCCAACACGAGCUGUGAGGAACGUUUGCGUCAGCUGUCGAUGUCGGAGCUCAACCAGACUCUGGAGGAAGUGGAGGCAGCCAUCCGCCGCUACAGCGAGGAGCUGAUCAGGGCUCUGGCUCUGAGAGACGAGCUGGACUUUGAAAAGGAG